AUGCCUUCCCGAUAUUCCCAUGUCGUAACUUCGCCCAUGGCUCCUCUAUCGGAAAUCAUCAAACUCGAACCGGAGAGAGAACCUUGGUGCGCCGGUUACGCUCCUUCACAGGGCCGUCGUUGUCACGCCCGCACAAAUGCGCGCGGUCGCAGUUGGGCAAUGAUGCUUCUCAAUGACGGUACCAAAGACCUUCGAGCCGGUCGGAACAUCGAUACACUGCUAGAAGAUUUAGCCCCUCAUGUUUUAUGCACAAGGUUCCACCAGAGCCAAGCUUCGGAUCUUUUGCGUCGUUGGAAAAGACAAGUCCGUACAUAUCUCGAUUCGCACGUUGUUUCAACGCCAUAUACACGGCCAGUGAGAACAUCAUCCCAAAUGAUCUUCGAGACCGCUGAGGCGAAUAUGGAGGAGAGAAUUGCCAUUCUUCACCAAAGACUUCGUGAUGCCAAGGAAGAGAUCAGGCGCCUUAAGGUCGCUCAAUCUGGCUUACCGGUUACUGGGAACCCACGUCAUCACGGGGGUAGAAACAUGAGCGCAGUCGUCAAUCCCAGCAGCAUGGGAAGCACAUUGAGCCGAAAUCCCCCAGUAAAUCGUCCUAACGAGGCAUUGAGAAGAGACUUGACAGAAUCUUCUACCAACCAAUCAGCAAUCGCAGUACCUCGACCAGUUCAAGCCCAAUCCAGUCGUCAAACAAGCGCUGUUUCUAUCCCAAGUCCAAGAUCAUUGAACACACCAACUGUGCCUCGCGCCUUCAGUAGAACUGGUAACACGGCCAGCCAGGCUGAAACAUCCCAGCCCAAUCGCCAUGGAGACUGGGACGCAGAAGAGGGGAGCGAGAACAGUGGUGGCGAUGACCACGGUGAUAAUGAUCAAGACAACGAUGAUGAGGACGAUGAUGAUGAUGAUUAUGAUGACGAUGCUGAUGCUGAUUCUGACGAUAAUGAUGACGAUGCGGACGAUGAUGAACGCCUUAAAGAAUUGGUUUGGUGCAAGGCACGCUGUGGAGUCAACUUCCACAAACAAUGCAUCGACCAAUGGCUAGAAACGGAUCACGCACCCACCUGCCCAGCAUGUAGGAGUACUUGGAAACACUGA
Molecule: messenger RNA, 1092 nt
Organism: Penicillium mononematosum
Lineage: Eukaryota; Fungi; Ascomycota; Eurotiomycetes; Eurotiales; Aspergillaceae
Exons: 2
Coding region: 1-1092 (363 amino acids)
Source: RefSeq, a predicted model, not a curated record